Messenger RNA from Triplophysa rosa, 3640 nucleotides. Its product is annotated as ribonucleoside-diphosphate reductase subunit M2. Gene Ontology annotation, cellular component: cytosol. Gene Ontology annotation, molecular function: ribonucleoside-diphosphate reductase activity, thioredoxin disulfide as acceptor. The transcript has 10 exons. Lineage: Eukaryota; Metazoa; Chordata; Actinopteri; Cypriniformes; Nemacheilidae. The record is from RefSeq and is a predicted model, not a curated record. Gene Ontology annotation, biological process: deoxyribonucleotide biosynthetic process. Bases 1599 to 2756 code for a protein of 385 amino acids.
UCUACUACCGUACUGUGACGUCUUGAGCGCCUGUUUCCUGUCCCGCGUCCUGUAAAUGCUGUUGACAAAAGAAGCAAGUAAUUUAAACAUUUAUGCUUAUUCUGAAACACGUUUUCAACAGAAUUUAAGCGAUUGUUUUAAUCAAUGCUGAUUUCAAAAUAAUCUGUCUUGUAAUUAGUCAUUCGUGUUCGGUUUUGAUGAGCAAUUGGCUGAUCUUUGUUGUGGUAUAAGUUAUAAGUUAAACAUGGUUAAUAAAAUGCAUAUAAUCAGAAUCGGUCCUUUAAGAUAUGAACGUCCUUUUUAUAUAAAUGAACGAUUUCAUUAGCACUAAACUGUAUUCAGAGAUGAUUAUUUAUUUGACCAUAUAUUUGAAAAAUAAAUACAAAUCUAAACACAAAAUACCACAACAAAAAGACCAAGCAAAAAGCAGUACGUAAAGCCAUGAGGACUGAAAAAGGCCAAACUGAUAUAAAAAAUAUUUGUUGCAUAAAAGAAAAGUCUGUAAUGUCAAUGAGAAUCUAGAGGAGGGCGCGCUUUAAAAGCAAUAAACCUUGUGGACGAGAGAAACAAGAACAACAACAAAACAUUUGGCGCCACGUCAAAUAAAUGUUUUAUGAAGGUAGCAAUUUAAAAUGCCUUGCUAACGCCUUAGUAAGAAUUAAUAUGUCAGCUGUUUUGUAUAACAGUAUAUGGGUUGACGUUAUGUCUUUUAUGAUCGUUUACUUGAAUCUGUGGAAGCCAUUGCUUCGUUUCUAUUGGUGUUUUGUUGUAAAAAGAAUAAAAGCGUCGAGUUGUGCCUGUAUUACCAAGAUUAACUUUUACCAUUACAUUUUUAUACUUUCACUUGAUGUUUAAAGUAUUAUUUAUACAAGAGCAACAGUUAUUGUCCUUUUUAUACAUGUGGCAAUGCAUUUAUUGGCACUAGCACAAUAUGCUAUUUUAAACGUACUUCAGUUCAUUCCGAAUGGGAUUAUAAAUUAGAUUUAGAUAAAUAGAAAGUGGAAACCAACAUGCAAAAGUGUGUUGUACACGGAAGUCUCAUAGCAAGUAAACGCAAGUCUUGUUGUUGUGUCUUAUUGUAAACGUAAAUGUAUUUUGUUCAAUCUAACUUUAGUGCAAAAUAUCAACAAUACGUUGCUUUUUGUUAUUUUCGCGCUUUUUAAUCAUUUUGUAUACUUGUUUGUCGGGUUUUUGUGUUAAAUUUCUUUUAGUAUGGAGGGUUGCGAACGAACCCAAUUGUGUAACAUUUUACAACCCCCCCCACCUCACACCUUUAAAUUUCCCGCGAUCUGGAAACGUGUAUAGUCCUCACGUGACGUCUUUUCGCAUCCUGAUUGGUUCAGCUGACGCAAGAAUGAAAAGGGCAAGACAAAGCAGAAGGCUAGCCUUCUCUCCUAUUGGGUGAUUUUGAGCGCCAAGAAAUGAAUAUAAGAGUCACCGGCACUCGUACUUCGUAUUCUUCCCUCCAGCUGGACUGUAGAUAUUCAAGCUCGUAUACUUAAUUUAUUUGUGUCUUAUAAUCUUCUUUGAUUUUACUUUGUCGUUGCGUCUUAAGUGUAGCUAUUUUUUUUGUAUAUUUUAUCAAACACUCAUUCACCAUGCUGUCUACUCGCUCUCCACUUAAAACCAAGAAUGAAAACUCAGUUUCUUCAAAAAUGAGUAGCAUGUCCUUGGUGGACAAAGAAAACACGCCUCCCAGUCUGAACUCAACCAGAGUCCUGGCGUCCAAAGUCGCGCGUAAAAUCUUUGAUUCAGAGGAACAACCAAAAGCCAGUAAAGCAAAUGUGGCGGAAGAGCCACUUCUCAAGGAGAACGCCCAUCGCUUUGUCAUUUUCCCAAUUCAGUACCAUGACAUCUGGCAGAUGUACAAAAAGGCAGAGGCCUCUUUCUGGACUGCGGAGGAGGUGGACCUGUCCAAAGAUAUCCAGCACUGGGACUCUCUGAAAGAUGAGGAGAAAUAUUUCAUCUCCCAUAUUUUGGCUUUCUUUGCUGCAAGUGAUGGCAUUGUCAACGAAAACUUGGUGGAGCGCUUUACUCAGGAAGUCCAGGUGACUGAAGCCCGUUGCUUCUAUGGUUUCCAGAUCGCCAUGGAAAACAUUCACUCGGAAAUGUACAGUCUGUUGAUUGAUACCUACAUCAAAGUUCCAAAAGAAAGAGAGUUUCUUUUCAAUGCCAUUGAGACCAUGCCUUGUGUAAAGAAGAAGGCUGACUGGGCACUCAACUGGAUUGGAAACAAAAAUGCACAAUAUGGAGAGCGAGUGGUGGCUUUUGCUGCUGUGGAGGGAAUCUUCUUUUCUGGCUCUUUUGCUUCUAUUUUUUGGUUAAAGAAGAGAGGACUCAUGCCUGGACUCACCUUCUCCAAUGAGCUUAUCAGCAGAGAUGAGGGGCUUCACUGUGACUUUGCCUGCCUUAUGUUCAAGCACUUGGUCAACAAACCCUCAGAAGCAACUGUAAGGAAUAUCAUCACAAACGCAGUUGAAAUUGAACAGGAGUUCCUGACUGAGGCUCUACCGGUGAAGUUGAUCGGCAUGAACUGUGACCUGAUGAAGCAAUACAUUGAAUUUGUUGCUGACAGACUAUUGCUGGAGCUGGGAUUCAGCAAGAUCUACAAGGUUGAGAACCCCUUUGACUUCAUGGAGAACAUUUCCUUGGAGGGCAAGACCAACUUCUUUGAGAAACGAGUGGGAGAGUACCAGAGGAUGGGAGUUAUGUCUGGACCUACAGAUAACGCUUUCAGACUAGAUGCUGAUUUUUGAAACUGAUCAGUGCUGGAAAUGGACACUUUAAGGACUAUUGACAUGUAAAUGGGCUUGGCCCUUACAUUUGUACAGUAUUCAUGUCAGAUGAAUCUAAUUGAUUUGUAAGAUGAUUUUUGUUGGUUUAAUAAUAUUAAAAUAGUUUUAGUUUUUGCCCUUUUUAAAUAAAGAAAAAAACUUAAUGUGCUUGAAUCUCUAUUCUAACUGGUUGUUUUAAGAUCUGUUAAAGUGGGUUCAGCUGUUUUUAAAACACCGCUCCAUUGUUGCAGCUCACUUAACAAUGGAGUAUGUUUUACCUAAAAUUUGACAAAUGGCAUUAUUUUAAAUGCACACCAAGUCUAUAAAUAGUUAGUUUCUCACGUCAAACACUUUAAAAAGUCUUAGUAUUGCUUGUAUGUGGAAUUUAGAUUCGCACAUGGGGACCUCAGUAUUUACUAAUGCUUUCCUGUUUAUGUAUUAGAUAUAAUAUUAUUGUUAUGUUACAAAAUGUGAAUAUCAUUGAAAUCUUGGGCAUUGUGCUUUUAGUACAGUGACUCAUUUUCUCAAUGCACACCUGUAAUAAAGAGCAACAUUACUGACAUGGAAACUUCUGAAGUGCUCAAUAUAUUUAUAGGACUCAUUAUCUGGGGCACUCUUGGUAUGGGCUGGGUGACCAACCAUUCUCUUAAAAGUGCUUUCAGGACAUUGUGAACUUGGUAGUACACUCAAACAUGUUUAAAAUAAACUGGAACAAAGUUGUGAGAGAUUAUCCAUCCCAAACACUUCAAAAUAUGCAUGGUUACAUUUGGUAAUGUCAGGUUGCUACUCUGAUGUAUGGCACAAGUGUCUUUAAUUUGCCAAUUAAAUCUGUACUUCUGAAACGAUUAUAGACUAUUGUGAAUAUC